AUGGAUCGAUCCAGGUCUGCCUUUCUGAGCGCGUGGCAUUCGAGCAACGUUGACCAGGCCAAGUUCGGUCGUGAUCUCACUAAAGAUCCUCGCAAGAUCGAGCUGGCCAAGAAGGUCACGACGAUACAAGACAUCCAAACCCUAGUCAAUGACGUCUUCGCCAAGUACUCGGAUGAGCGCAAAUUCCCUCGAACCCGGAAGUGGAUGAUGCGAAUUAUCUCGAAGAUCCACCAUUAUGGCAAUAUAAUGGAUGUCAUGGUGCAGCAUCACCCUGAAUACGUCGCUCUCGGUUGGGGAGCGAUGAAGAUGGUCCUUGUUUCUGCGCAGAACCAUGAGGCCACAAUCUGCGCCAUAUCCAAAGCACUGUCGCAGAUCGCGGACAAGCUACCCCAAGUUGAGCUUGCCACCGUCCUCUAUCCCACCGAGAUGAUGAGGGAAGCUGUAGGAAAGCUGUAUGCCAACCUUCUACGUUUCUUCAUCCGAGCUCACGAGUGGUGUGAGGAGGGUAGGCUGCGCCAUCUCCUCCAUAGCAUUACGCGACCUGUUGAGUUGAGAUACAAGGACCUUUUGGAUGAUAUCGACUAUACCUCACGCCAUAUUUCCCAGCUUGCUUCUGCCGGUACCCAAGUCAGGGUCUGCGAAAUCGACAUCGAUUGGUCGACGGCCCAGGAAUCAAAGGUGGCUAUCCUGAAGGGCAACUUUAAUGCGCGCUUUGCCAUGCGAGACUUCUCUGUCAACAUCAUCCAGCAGCUACUCUCCAAAAACGUCCCGGUUCUGUGGGCACUGUCGGGGCCGGACAGCGGUUCUGAAGCCUCGAGCGACAUCUCGCCUGUCGAUCUCUUCCAGCAUCUCAUCCUUCAGGCGCUGAGGCUUGACAGAGAUUCGCAGACAGAAAGCGGCAUGUCCCUCCAGUGCGCUCGGUUCCAUGGGGCAUCAACGGAGCACGACUGGUUGCAGCUUCUGGGAUCUUCCCUCGUCGGUAUACGCGAAGUGUACUUGGUGGUCGACCUCUCGACCUUGAGGGGUAAUGUGGAGUCGACGGAUGGGUUUUCAUGGCCCGCUGCUUUCAACAGCCUUUUCGUCGAGAUUGCGAAACGCUCGCAGGGUGUGCGGAUCAAAGUACUCCUUCUCGCCGGGAUGACAAGCGAAGGGGCGCAGGCAUCGGUACAGGCCCCGUCGGAUAUUCUCAUCCCUAAGAUGUCGGCAGGGCAUACUGGGACGACCAGAAGCACGGAGACGGAUGAGUUGAUCGAACCUGAACGAGCCUGA
Molecule: messenger RNA, 1269 nt
Organism: Scedosporium apiospermum
Lineage: Eukaryota; Fungi; Ascomycota; Sordariomycetes; Microascales; Microascaceae
Exons: 5
Coding region: 1-1269 (422 amino acids)
Source: RefSeq, a predicted model, not a curated record